GAGCUUGUCGAGUGCAGAACUUGAAGAAGAUAAAUUCUCAUAUUUUACUGUGUAGUCUAUUUUUUCACAUAUAUAUAUCAAAGAAGAGAAUUUCACAGCAAAGAAAAGAUAAUUGCGUAACUUCCUUUUUGAAAAUUAUAUUUUCUGCGUAUAUUAAUUGCUAAUAUUUUACCUGUUGUUCAGACACAUAAGACUCCAUCCACGUGAGUGAAGUUUUUUUUUGUGUAGUGAAAUAGAAGAAUAUUUUAUCUCAAGAGAAGGCGAGGAGAUAAAUACGAAAAGGAGGCAAAUUGUGUAAAAAUCAUCGUCAAUAGAUGGACUUUAAGAGGCCAGUUAAAAGUCCACGAAAAGAGUUAGUCCACGACGCAAAAGUGCCUGACUUUUGAAGAAAGAGGAACAAUAAUGUGGCAGUGGAGUUGUGAUAAUAUAACAGUGUUUGAAUGAUAAGUGUAAUAUCAUCACUUUGACUUGAGGUGAACAAAUGGAACUUCUGCUAUACAUCGCAGUAGAAAUCCUCGAAAGUCCGAAGAGUUAACGAAGGCCUUUUAAACGAUCUAUCCUCAUUUUCGGUCUUGACAUCGGGUGACACCGCCAAGCAAUUGGUUGGAGUGUGAAUGCAAUAGGAGGAAAAUUACGGAAAAAUCAACACUCGCCUAAGGACAUUCAUCAAUCCAAACAAGUCAAGAGUGUGUAAGGGAGAGAUUGAUAGGAGAAUCAGCACAAAUCCGCAGUCAUCAAGUUUACACAGUGGAUUAAGAAUCCAUUCUAAAAUAUUAAAAAAGUCUCAGUGUAUGUGUUAUUAGAAUAAUUGAGAAAGAUUUCAAAGAGGAGAAGUGUAAUACUGACACAGUGUGUAAGAAAAAGAAGAAAAAAUUUGUGAUUAUAUCGAGUGGAAACAUUUUCUUCUGUGUCAAGUUUGAGCCACGCAGCUGAGAUUAUCAAGACUCAAGCGCGACGUCUUUUUCCAAACCAAUUAAAACUCCGCAAAGUUUAGCGAUAAUUCAAUAGAGGAGGAAAAUCAUGGAACGUGAGUCAAAUCCAAUGCAGCCUAUGUGCAGAUCCGGAUGCGGAUUCUACGGAAAUCCCGCUACAGAUGGUCUCUGUUCUGUUUGCUACAAGGAUUCGCUGAGAAAAAAGCAGCAACCACCUGUCAGCAGUACUUCUGUUCCUGCUUCAACUAACCCCUCUGGUGGAUCCAGUAACGUUGGCACAGUUACAGUUGUAUCACAACCGCAGACACAGAAUUUCACUAGCGCGGUUACAGUCACCAGCACAGCACAGCCAACAGUGCAGAGUUUGCAACAGCACAAUGAAAUUAAAGAUAAAUUGACCAGCGAUGAUACAUCUUCCACUACAAAUGCAGGCCCUUCUGCCACGGGCAACGAGCAGGAAGACGACAAGGAGGAUAAGGAGUCAAAGAAGAAGAAGAAUCGUUGUGCCGUCUGCCGCAAAAAGGUUGGAUUAACAGGUUUUGAAUGCCGUUGUGGCGGCCUGUACUGCGCCAUCCAUAGAUAUAGUGAUAAACACGACUGUACAUUUGAUUAUCGAGAACACGGAGCUCAAGAAAUUAGGCGCAAUAAUCCCGUCGUAGUUGGUGAAAAAAUUCAAAAAAUUUGAACUCUCGUGCCAUCAUUUCAAUGUAAUAAUCAAUCUAUAAUAUAAAAGAAAAAACCUAUUAAUAAUUAAAAUUAAAAAAAAAUAAUUGAUUAAGUAAGGAAACUGAGAGAGAGAGAGAGAGCGAAAGAGAGGGAACGUUUUGAGAAAAAUGAAGAAAAAAAAAACAUUACAUAUGCAUAUAUUAAAUCUUAACUAUUAAUUCAAAUAAAUAUUCAAAAAGCUGCAAAAACGCGGAAUGGCAAAAUGUUUUUUUCUUUUUUUUAAUUUGUUCGAUGUAUAAAACAGAAUUAUUACAUUAAAAAAAAGAAACACUUAGAGAAGAGACAUGUUUGGAAAAAAAAUACAAUUUAGGAAUGAAAUUCUCAUUAGAUAUGUUUAGUUUUCUUUUGUAGGAAUUAAUUUGUUUUUUUUUUUUUCUUUUCUUUAUAAUAAAAAAAAACAUACAAGCCAAAAUUGUUAGUAAUGCAUGAAUUCAUUAACUGAAGACCCUUAUUAAAUUUAUAAAAAAAAUGACCUCUGCAACAGGAAAGAACUUGAGUAACAUGAACCAAACUUACACUAUUUUGUUUUUUUAUUUUUCAUUUACAUAACAUUAUUACACUACAAUUUCCAGCGAUAGGAAAUCUUUUUUUUUACACUGUGUACAGAUUUACAAUGUUCUAACAAAGGUACAGCUAAUUAAAAGAAAAAG
Messenger RNA from Phlebotomus argentipes, 2308 nucleotides. It is a transcript of the gene drn, whose product is annotated as AN1-type zinc finger protein 6. The transcript is spliced from 6 exons. NCBI's taxonomy places the organism in Eukaryota, Metazoa, Arthropoda, Insecta, Diptera, Psychodidae. The record is from RefSeq and is a predicted model, not a curated record. Bases 1021 to 1617 code for a protein of 198 amino acids. Gene Ontology annotation, molecular function: zinc ion binding; DNA binding.